Anopheles aquasalis is the source of this 999-nucleotide messenger RNA. It is a transcript of the gene wbl, whose product is annotated as endoplasmic reticulum protein 29-like protein wbl. Gene Ontology annotation, cellular component: endoplasmic reticulum; endoplasmic reticulum lumen. Lineage: Eukaryota; Metazoa; Arthropoda; Insecta; Diptera; Culicidae. The record is from RefSeq and is a predicted model, not a curated record. Gene Ontology annotation, biological process: protein secretion.
AGCACCAACAUAACCAACCAAUCCACACAAACCAACGUUCGGCCCAAAGCGGCAUCAUCAUACUUCGUCAACAUUUCUGAGAUUCUGCGGGGUUUUUUUGUAUAGUGUUGCUUGUUUGAAUUGCAUGCAUGCCAUGCUUCGAAAUUGGGUGCCACUGCCUGCCUUGGUACUUGUGUUUCUAUUUAGCGUAGAAUGUACCGCAUGGACUGCCCGCGGAUGUGUAGAUCUCGAUUCUUCUACCUUUGAUAAAGUGGUAAAGAAGUUCCGGUACACCUUGGUUAAGUUCGAUACGGCCUUUCCUUACGGCGACAAACAUGAAGCCUUUACCAGCCUAGCGCAGCAGGUAGCGGGCAGCGAUGAACUGCUGUUUGCAUUGGUCGGCAUAAAGGAUUACGGAGAAAAGGAUAACACGGACUUGGAAAGACGGUUCAGCAUACCGAAAGAGUAUCCAGUCGUUAAGCUAUUCUCCCAUAACAUCGAUAAACCGAUCGACUUCCCCACUAGCGAGGAAAUCAGUGCAGACAGUUUGCGCCUUUUCCUGAAGCGCAACACAGACUUAUACAUUGGACUGCCGGGAUGCGUACAGAAGCUGGACGAUUUUGUGCACGUGUUUUUGCAUUCAUCCGACAAUGUUGAGAAGCAAUCCAUUAUCGAUCAAAUUGAAACACUGGGCAAAGCAUUGGACGAAACCGAUCAGUUUAAAACAUCCUACCAAACGUACGCAGCCUUGAUGCGAAAAAUUCUGCACGCCAACAAACCACCCACUGUCGUGGUACAAGAUGAAAUGGAUCGAAUAGCGAAAAUAUUGCAAGGCAAACUCAGCGACUCUAAGCGACAUGAUUUGAAACUACGAAUCAACAUAAUGCAAUCAUUCCUAUCAGAAAGCACACCUAUCACAAGUGCUCAUUCGAGUGAGCUGUGAAUGGAAAAUUAAAGAGGAGGUUUUCUACUAUCUAUUGGUAAUACCAAAAGUAUUAAACAAAUCUCUAGUAUAAAAUA